Penicillium salamii is the source of this 1011-nucleotide messenger RNA. The record is from the annotation of a GenBank genome assembly. Lineage: Eukaryota; Fungi; Ascomycota; Eurotiomycetes; Eurotiales; Aspergillaceae.
AUGGCGGACACAGCAACCCCAAUCGAACUUCCUGUCAUUGAUAUCUCCAACCCCCAUGACCCCGCUGUGGGGAAGGCUAUGCUGGACGCCGCCGCCAACUAUGGAUUUCUGUAUGUCAACAGCAAAGGCAGUGAUUUCACCGUGGAAGACGUAGACCAUGGAUUUGAAUUGAAUCGCGGUUGGUCUGGAAUGCAUACAGAAACCCUCGACCCUGAGCACCAACGGACCGGAGAUUUCAAAGAAGCCAUGAACUUCGGCGACUUCAAAGACGGCAAAGCCCAACAGCCUCUACCACUGUCCCUAGCUCCCCACGAAGGAGAAAUCAACCAGUUUGCAAAGUUCUGUAACAAAACAUGCAAUCGAAUUCUCACUCUCCUAGCUCUAGGUCUUGAGAUCGAAGAAGACUUCUUCACGACCCGCCACGAUCCCAGAUCUGGCCCAACUGGCAGCAUUCUGCGGUACCUGUUCUACCCAUCCAUCUUCUCACCAAAAACAGCAGCCUACAAGCACGACAAAGAUGUGCGAGCAGGCGCCCACUCCGACUAUGGAAGCAUAACACUUCUCUUCCAGCGCCCAGGCCAACCAGGUCUAGAGAUUCGCACACCAGAAGGUACCUGGGCGCCCGUUCCCAUUGUUCCAGGCAACGAUGCAGCAGCGUAUCCCUUCCCGCCAAUUUUGGUCAACAUCGGCGAUCUGCUGAGCUAUUGGACUGAUGGGUUGCUCAAGUCGACUGUGCACCGUGUUGUGUUCCCGCUGGCUGAGCAGCGAAGCCCAAACCCGCAGGAUCGGUAUACGCUGGUUUAUUUCUGUCAUCCGGUUGAUGCUACUGAGCUGAUUCCCGUCCCAAGCGAGGUUGUUGCGAGACAUCGCGAGGGACAUGGGGGAAUUGUUGGGAAGGUUGGAUUUGGGGGUGGUGCUGGGAGUUUGAUACCUGGAGACAAGCCUUUGACGGCCCAUGAACAUUUGAUGUCGAGGCUGGAGGCGACCUAUGGGUUCAGUAAGGAUGUAUAA